GAACAAAUAUCUGCAUACUUAUCAUAUAAACUUUGAACUUGACAAGUCCAACUCAUUCUCAUAAAAGAAUUUCUGAAAAUAUUACAUUUUAUUACAUACAACGUAAAACAUUUUAAGAUGGUGGGAUCUUGUACGCGAGACUCAAUGGAUUCUUCUUUCCUUAGGAAGUUGCGUAAACCGCUGAUAGAGAAGAAACGACGAGAUCGUAUGAAUGUCAGUAUAGAUAGCCUGAAAGCCUUGUUGGCAAAAUCUUCUAACAACCCUGCCUCUGUAGUAAAGAUGGACAAGGCGGAGAUUCUAGAGUUGGCCGUGACUCACCUAUCCCAGCUACACCAACGAACCAAGACCAAAUCUACUGAUCGCAUGACAGCUUACCGCGCGGGCUUCCGGGAAUGCCGGGAAGAGACUGUCCGUUACCUUAGCUCAGCUGCCAUGAUGCCAAAUCCUCUUCUUCUAGAUCUUGAUAACCAUCUACAUAACGCCUGUGAUACUUCCGGCCAAGAUGACGUCAUCAUGUCGUCUGCUGCAAGAAAGACCAGUUUUAUUUCUGAUCGUAGAUGCGCUAUUUCACCAACUUUGAAUUUACCACCAGCACCAGCGUUUAGUCCUUUUUGUAGAAGCAACAUGUUUUCUCCUAUUGCUUCUGCUGAGAUCCGAGGUCAUCGAGUGCAUUCACCCAUGGAUAGUUUAUAUUUUGGUCGAGCUGGUUCCCCGUUCAGUAUGCCGAGUCCAGCUCUAUCGACGUGCAGUUCCAUAGCCUCGGAUUCUAGUACUUCCGGAUUUUCUGAUAACGUUGUUGAUUCAACAUCAGACCUUGAAGGAAUCGCGCAUGCGCAAUCACUACAAACAAAAAGUGACCUAGUUCUUGAUAAUGUGAUUAAACAAGAGGCACCAUGGAGACCUUGGUAAGACAAUAUCACGUGCAGUGCAUGACUUUAAGUAAGUCAUUCUAAACCAAUGGUUUUGACUAGAAACUUCUGACAUUUUUUUUUUGGUGUUUAUGUUUUGCUAUGUGUUACUUUUGUCUGUUUGUUUGUGUUUUUUAUGAAGGAUGUUACAUUAUGUGCUAUGUUCUAAUUGUUA
Messenger RNA from Ruditapes philippinarum (Manila clam), 1083 nucleotides. RefSeq names its product enhancer of split mdelta protein-like. Gene Ontology annotation, biological process: anterior/posterior pattern specification; regulation of neurogenesis; regulation of transcription by RNA polymerase II. The record is from RefSeq and is a predicted model, not a curated record. NCBI's taxonomy places the organism in Eukaryota, Metazoa, Mollusca, Bivalvia, Venerida, Veneridae. Bases 118 to 909 code for a protein of 263 amino acids. Gene Ontology annotation, molecular function: protein dimerization activity; DNA-binding transcription factor activity, RNA polymerase II-specific; RNA polymerase II cis-regulatory region sequence-specific DNA binding. Gene Ontology annotation, cellular component: nucleus. The transcript has 3 exons.